This is a messenger RNA of Neospora caninum, 3135 nucleotides long. RefSeq lists its product as uncharacterized. Bases 1 to 3135 code for a protein of 1044 amino acids. Gene Ontology annotation, biological process: protein maturation. The transcript is spliced from 12 exons. Gene Ontology annotation, cellular component: endoplasmic reticulum membrane. Lineage: Eukaryota; Apicomplexa; Conoidasida; Eucoccidiorida; Sarcocystidae. The record is from RefSeq and is a predicted model, not a curated record.
AUGGUCCUGCACCGAAAAGAGGCGCGGGCUGGACCCGGAGACCUCGAGAAAACUAAAAUCGACUUACUGGCUUACGCGGAUUAUACGCUGACCCGCCUCGCUGACUACGGGUCUGAAGCUCAAACGUCGUGGGCAGACUCGAAGCAAGGCAGAUCGGUGAUUCGGCUGGAUGAGAUCGCCAUUCAGCGCCACUCCAGUACAGCUGUGUCCGGCGUCUCUUUGGACAUGCAGGUUUUUUUGCGCGCGUUGGGAUUUGUUUAUUUCGUCGCGUUUCUCGUCGCCUUCAACCAAUCCCAGGGACUCAUUGGGUCGGACGGCAUUCUCCCAGCAGCCGACUACGUGCGACAAAUGAAGGACUCGUUCGCCGACGCAGAGGCGUGGGAACGAGUUAAAGCGUUUCCCUCUCUGUUUCUGCUCUUCCCUGUAACGGAUUUCUGGCUGCAUGCCAUCCCGUUUGUUGGGAUGAUUCUCUCGCUGCUCAUGGCCCUUCAAGGCGCAAGCAAUGGUUUUCUCUUGUUCUUUCUGUGGAUCCUGUACCAGACGGUGAACAGUGUGGGACAGGAUUGGUUCAGCUUUAGCUGGGAAUCCCAGCUUCUCGAGCUUGGCUUUCUGGCCAUUUGGACCUCUCCCUUCUGGAGUCUGUCGCGUCUCCCUCCUUCGUGGCCGACCCCGAAAGUUUGUGUCUGGGGCAAUCGCUGGCUCCUCUUCCGCGUCAUACUCGGUUCCGGGCUCAUCAAACUUCGCAACGAUGCAGCUUGGAAAAAUUUAACUGCGCUCGACUACCACUUCGAGACGCAGCCGUUGCCGAAUCCGUUGUCCUGGUACUUCCAAAACCAGACGCAUGGCGUGCAUGCGGCGCAAGUUGUGGUCACUCACAUUGUUGAGUGCGUCCUUUCCUUCCUGGUCCUUCUCCCCUUCCGCCAGUGCCGUCUUUUUGGAGGCGUGAUUCAGAUCGCUUUCCAGGUGGCGAUUCUCGUUUCAGGAAAUCUCGCCUUCCUCAAUUACAUGACCGUCGUGUCGGCAAUCAUGUGCCUUGAUGACCAUUUCCUAACUUGCCUUUUUCCGUCGGCCACCCUCAGUCGCCUCCCCGAGCUGGUUCGAGGCUGCCGGGGCACUUGGUCCUGUCCCCUGGUGCAGGCGUGGCCGUUCCGGAAAUCUCCGCUGGGAGCAAGCGCUGGAGAAGCGAAGGAUCCGCAGGCGAAAAACGGAUCCGACGCUGAGUCGCCGUUGCUCGGAAACCGGGACGCAGGCAGAGAAGGGACCCUGCCUCUGAGCGCCUCAACGGACGACAGUCUGGAUGGCCCUCGAACCUGUUGCUGCUGGUAUCGGCCCAGUUUCUCCCGGAUGGUGCGUUCUCUGCGGAUCCCGUCUCGAGUGCGAACACAAGUACAGAAGGAGAUCAAGGAGAACUGGGGGAAAAUGCUUUUGGAGCUCGCAGCCUCCGCUGCAAUGCUUACAUGCAUGGCGUUUGUGACCAACCCCGUAACGUCGGCUGUUUGGAUGGUUAUCGCCGUCUUUUUCCUCUCCAUCAUCAUCUCUUCGUCGUCCACCUUCUUCACGAACACGCUUGUUUCAAACGCAUGCGCGGAACUCGUCCUUCUUGUCGUCACUCUCUGGAGCUGCAUCGCCAUCUAUCAGCACGGUCCGGCCGUGUGGUCUGUUUGGCUCACCGCCUGUCUAUUUACGGUUCUGAUUGCAUUCGCGUACACCACGCUGACGAACGCAGCUCUGAUUUUCAGAAUCCACGUCGAAGUCCUGAUGUUCCUCCUCAUCGCCGCCCUCUCUGUGCCCGUCGUUCGCAAUAUGGUUUCGCCCUACCAGGUUAUGGAUUCGGACUUGGGAAAUCCCUUCUCCCUGGUCAACACACACGGAGCCUUCGGAUUCGUUAACAAGGAGCGCUAUGAGCUGAUCAUUCAAGGCACCAAUGCAUCUUCGCCGAACCAGGGGACGUAUUGGCAAAACUACGAGUUCAAGUGCAAACCUGGAGAUCUCUACCGGAGACCGUGCUGGGCGGCGCCCUAUCACUACCGCCUCGACUGGCUCAUGUGGCAGGCCGCUAUGGGUAACGGCGAGACAGUGGAAGAGCAGCAUCCCUGGCUCGGCAAUUUCCUUGCCAAAUUGCUCAAGAACUCAAGAAGCGUGACAGGAUUGCUGGCCCAUAAUCCCUUCGAGAACACUGAUCCGCCGACGGCGCUUCGAGUUCUUCGAAUGCAUUAUAGGUUCACGAGGGGUCCCGCAUUUGCGCGAGGACCUUGGUGGGAGGUCGUGCCUCAAACGAAGGAAGUUUUCAUACCUCCUUCUCGGGUGCCCGGAGCCGUCGCACACCUUCGGGAGCAGCUGGUGAUUCUUCGCAGACGAGAAGAACAACAGAGACUUGAGAAGAGACGAAAAGAGGAGGAAGAGAGAAGAAGGAAGGAAGAAGAGGCCUUUAAACGGCGUAUAGAGUUGGCAAAGGAGGAAGAACAGCGGCGAAAGCGAGAAGCGGAGGAAGCAGAGGAACGCAGGCUCGCCGAGCAGAAGCGCCAGGCUGAAGAAGAAAAACGAGUGAGGGAGCAGGACGAAGCAGCAAGGCAAGCGGAGGAAGAAGCGUUAAGGCGACAAGAAGAAGAAGAAAAGAAGCUCCAGGCAGAAGAAGAAAAGGAACGCCAAGCAGAAGAAGAAAAGGAACGCCAAGCACAACGAGAAGACGAAGAGAAGCGCCGAGCAGAAGCCGAGAAGAACCGCAAGGAACAGGAAGAAGCCGCGGUGUUGGCGAAGCAGCGCGCUGACGAGGCGCUAAAAGAAGCAGAGGAAAAAGCUCGGGUGAAUGCGGAUUUAGAGGAGCAAAAACGAAAGAAAGAGGUUCUGGAGGAAGAAAAGAGGCAAAAGGAAGAGAAAGAAGCGGCGGAAAAGCGUCGGAAGGAGGAAAAUGCCAGCAGAGAAGCUGCGCGCGCUGCGGCUGAAAAGGAGGCUGCGAAAGCGAGAGAAAUGGAAGAGCAAGCGAAGAAAGCAGCCAUGGCUGAGCAGGCGAGGGUCGAAGCUCUUCGGGAACGACAACACGCACAGACCGGGCAAAAACCUGCGGUGGUGCCCAGCGAUGGCGGAGUGCCUUUACGUCAUGCCCCGUUGUUGAGUCGAAGGAAACCAACAAUGUAG